Messenger RNA from Drosophila eugracilis, 6085 nucleotides. RefSeq lists its product as uncharacterized. The transcript has 6 exons. The record is from RefSeq and is a predicted model, not a curated record. Lineage: Eukaryota; Metazoa; Arthropoda; Insecta; Diptera; Drosophilidae. Bases 1 to 2883 code for a protein of 960 amino acids. Gene Ontology annotation, cellular component: membrane.
AUGUCUGAUUUAUGGAGGAACGCCAUCACAUUGGAUUACGCGCAGUUUUACUUUAGAGCGGUGCCAAUUAGUGGCCAACAGCAGCAACAACAGCAGCAGCAACAGCACCAGCAGCUCGUGCAGCAGCAAUUGCUAGCCCAGCAGCAGCAGCAACUGCAGAUCCAGCAGCUGCAGCAACAAUUGCUGCUGCAGCGACUCGAGCGUGAGUUGCAGCAGAGUUACUCGUGCCUGCGGCAACGUUGGCUAACCGGCUACGCAGCCCCUCAUCAGCAACAGCAGCAGAUUGCCCAGCAGCAACAGCUAUUUGCCGCUCAACAGUUGCAACUGCAGCACCAGCAACUGCAACAGCAACAACAACAUCAGCAGCAACAGCAGCAGCAGCAAUAUAGCUACUACUUCAGCCGCGGAAGCACCAACACCGAUCUGGGUCUGGGACUGGGCCUGGGCUUCGGUCUGGGCAGCGGCAACCUAGCCAGCUGGUACCAUCUGCCGUCCACCUCGGCACACAUCUAUAUUGGAACCACCAGCAGCAGUGGUGCCGCGGGUAGCGCACCCUAUCCGUAUCCGUACCGAAGCGUUAGCGGAUAUUCCGGAGGCGGUUAUCCGGCGGCGGCGCUAAUCAACUUCGAUGCCUCGCCAACGCCGCUGUUAGCCUCAACAGGAAGUUCGCCCGGCUAUUUGCCGCCAUUGGCCGUUCCGGCCGCUUUACCACCACCACCACCGGCGCCGAGUGUAGCCACCGAUUAUUAUUUCAGCAGCCGGAGCACACGUACCGUUCCACCACCGGUACCGCCAACACCGGCAGCCGUUGCAGCAGCGGCAUCAGCAUCAGCGGUAUCCACCUCGCCGUUCCGGGAGUACGGGAGUGCGGCGGAGGAUCUGCAAGCUGGCUAUCGCUACAAGGCCACGCCCCGCAGGCGGUACGACGCCUACGACAACUACGGCUAUCUGCCUGGCUUCGCCAGCACCACUGAAGACGAGGAGGACCUACUCGAGGAGUGCCUGCCACAGGCCUUGCUCUCUACGGACUGCUCUAGUCUCGAGGAACUGCGCUUCUUCCACCUGCAGGAGGAGGACGAAGACGAGGAAGACGAGGAAGUGGCCAAGCAGCUGGCGCACAUCCUUGACCUGCCAGAUUUUUUGCAUCCAUACGGGGGCAGCGGCCGUGACAGCCUGCACAGCCACAAGACGCCGCCGCAACACGAGUUCCAAACGGAGCACGGCUCAGCCGCAGCGGGAGGAGCAGGAUCAGCCGGAUCAGCCGGAAGGGGUGGACCCGAUUUGGGAGGUCAGUCGCAGCGUGUCCUUGAGGAGCAUCGCUAUCAGCCCUAUCAAUACCAACAACAGCAGCAGCAGCAGCAACAGCAGCAUCAGCGACAACAGCAACACCAGUCGCACUUCCCACAGCAACACCAACAAUUCCAGCCGUCGCAGCAGCAACUGCAGCAGCAAUCCUACCACUCCUACCAAUAUCCUUCGCAGGACAGCUGCGAAGGCUUCAAUCAAUUUGCCACAAACGCCGGCAGCUGCCUGGGCAAUCAGAGAAUGAUGGUUAGCAAAUUGUGGAAUAGCUGCUUCCCGGAGUUUACGCCGGACCAUGUGCAUCGACACAACUUCUACCUGUGCCAGUGGCAACGCAAUACACAGGUGCGAAUCGUUUACCUUUUCUAUCGUUGGAUAACGGCCAUCACCUGUCUGGCGGCGCUGGUCUGCUCUUUGCUCGAUAUCGGGCGCACAGAUGAGCACUUUGAGCACCACUAUGCCAAGUGGUGGAUCUACCUUACCCACUGGGGACUGCUUUUCUGCACGGUCCAGGCCUGGCUGGCCGCCUGGAUAGUGACCCAGGGUAUGAUGGUGGAGCGAGAGGACUUUGAGAUUGUACGCCAGGCGAAGAAGAGCCGCCUGCAUCACCUUUAUUGGGUGCUCUACACCUGUGCCACGGUCUAUGCGUUCAUCGUCACCAUGUGCUAUUGGCUCUUGGUUCACAAUCCUGAAAUCCAUAAAAUCGAUGCGUUAAACAUAAUGGUACAUGUGCUGAACACGAUCAUAAUGCUGAUCGAUUUGGCCAUAGUGGGCCACCCGAUAAAGAUGAGCCACGCCUACUUCACCACUGGCAUUGGCUUGGCCUAUGCCAUAUUCACGGGAAUCUACUUCUUGGCCGGCGGCACUGACAGGAAAAACCAAACUGCCAUCUACCCGAUGAUGGACUGGACCAAACCGGGCAAGGCGAUUAUAGUGACAGCCUGUGCGAUCAUCUUUACGUUUUUUGUCCACUUCUGCUGUUACCUUCUUUACCGCGGACGUGUUUGGCUGUUCACCAAGCUGUGCAUCCGUGGUCGUCACAAUCGAGAUGGUGAAAUGGGCGAGGGCCUCAAUGAUGACUCUGGAUCGCGAAUGGGUGGUGGUGGAGGCGGCGGAGGAGGUUCAGCUGGUGGUGGUGGAGCAGCUGGUGGUUCGGUGGCUGCCGCUGGCGCUGUGGGCAGCAGCCAGGACUACGCCCAUCAGCAGCAGUAUCCCAUUGCCCACACUGAGCAGCCGCGAGCGGGCAGCCACCAACAGCAGCAGCAGCAGCCGCCGGGCAAUUACCAGCUGCCGCCGCAGUAUUCCGGAUAUCUGCAACAGCCGGUGGUCGCCGGAGUCAAUGUGGGUGUGAUCAGUGCCGAGGGUGUGUAUCAGCCCAUUGGCACGGACACAGGACGCACCAGUGGCGGAGGCGGCGAGGGUAAGCACAAAUCCUCCUCAGGAUCAACAGCCGGAGCAGGAUCUGGGCAAGGAUCAGGAUCAGGAUCGGGCUCGGCAUUGACGCGCACCGUAGCCCAUUUGGAGGCGUCGCAACGGGAGCAGUUCCUCAAUCCCAACAAGAUCGUCGAGUACAAGAUGUAAAGGCGUUGCACCCGGCACCGGUAUACGUUCCACUUGUCCAUGAAGUUUCUGGAGAAGCACUGUGCCCAGUGCGAGGCGACGCGCAACGCCAUCUGCGAGGAGGAGCGCCAUUUGGCAUGAGCACAGUGGUUAGUUUUUAGAUUUGCUUUCGAGACGUCUAGUUUUCGAAUACCUGCCAGGCCAAAUCGAUUGAUCUGGCUCAAAUCAGUAUUGCACUUGGUAUUGUUUUUUUGGCAAAGUAGUUUGUAACCGUAGUUUCGUAAUUUUGUAAAAGCUUUGCCAACCUUUUUUAAAUGUGUAGACGCUUCUCAGUGUGCCGAACAGCAUACAAGCAUAUAUAUAGCAGGACAAAGGUCUGAAUAUUAGAGAUGUUCCUUUAUGUAAGGGAUUGCCAUUCAGUGUAUUGAGACUUUCUUUUCGAUGGGCAAUCCUUUCGGCAAGUCGUUCCACAAGUUUUAAAGGUUUUAAUGGACUAAGUUGAACCAGAUAUAUACGAAUUAAAAACUCAAAGUAUUUUAUUUGCUCAGUUCAGUUAUUAAAUUAUCGUCUUAAUAAAACAAUUGUGUUCAAACAAAUUAACACACUAUCAAAAGUUACUUUCGGCCCAAAACUAAAAACGAACAACAGCUAGAGAAAAACAAAAUGACAUACUGCCUACAAUGAUUUAAGUUAGGAACUUUUUUACAUAGCUAAUUUAACCAUUUAUCCACAUAAAUUUUAUAUAUCGGUGCAGGUGUUAGGCCAGACCAUGCCUCAAAAUCGGAGAGCGGCAUUGAAAAUCAAUUAGUAAUUGAUUUAAUUGAGAUGGCAGAGGCUCUUUGGAUUAUUGAAAAGCAUGAAUAUGGCAAAAAAAAAUUGGCAGUUUUUUAAUGGAGCUUAAACGGCGCCGAAGAUGAAAAUGUAGAGCAAACAACAUUAAUUUUAGGAUAUGCUUGGCAUUGGUUUGCUUAGUAAUUAGUGAAUUGAUAACAUAAAAUACGUUUCUUUAUAUGAAUAUUUUCCCAGCAAGCUCAAUCGCUGCUAGAACACUCUAAUUAACAUUAUUAUACAAAGCACGACGUAAAAUAUUACGAUUAACAAUAUCAGAAAUAAAUAUUUUAGCAUACGAUGUUAAAAACUAUAUUGCAAAAAAGUUUUACUUUUGACUCAAAACCAAAUAAGUACCGAAAUUCUUAUAUCCCGCAAAACCCCGAUGUUUUACUUCUGUUGGUUUCUACGAGUAUGUGACUUGAACAGCUAACACAUACUGUAAGAAAAGUGAUUAGAUUUAUAACCAAACGGAAGCCUAUAUAUGUAAAUAGUUGAUUUCGUUUAUGUUGAUCGAUUUCUAUCUAUAUUCAAAUGCAUAGCAGAAAUAAAGGAAUCUGUUAAACAAGAAUAAAACGUCGGAUCACGUGAAAAGGUAUAGCCAACUUGAGCAAAAAUUCAGAAACAGCAAUGAAAGUUACAACUAACUAAAAAUCAAAUGCAUUGAAUAAGACUCGUCAAGAGGAAUGUGUUAACAAGCUAAAGCAAAACAAAAACAAAUAUAACAAAAUAUUUAAAUAAUUAUACAGAAACGAAUGCAAAGCAAAUAGAAUGCCCUAAACUAUACUUACAUUAUUGAAUAUACAUGUAAAGCAUAGCAAGGUAAAGUAAACAACCAUUAAUUUUUGAUAGAUUUACAUACAUCAAACACGUUCUUCUACAUAAAACAGAUCAUCCACAGGUAUAUUCAGGUAUUCUAAUUUCACACACACAUUAUUUGAAUCCAAUUUCUUUUUAGAGAAAUUUUACCAUAUUUGGUUAAGGAACUGCAAAAUGUGAAUUUUUUUUAUGUCAGUUUCGCACGUUUGUCCCGCUUUGUUUUCCAAAAAUUUAGCAUAAAUGUAUAAAUGAAUGUUUAUAUAGACUGAAUAUUAUUAAAACGAAAAGAAAAAUCUAAAAAAAAAAAAAAAAAAAAAAAAAAACAGAAUAACACAUAAAAGGACGCGGUUAAAACAUUUCGAAUUGUAAAAAUAUAAAAGAAAAAACAAGAUUUCAUAUUAUCCACAACAUAAAACAGUAAACACAUAUCAACAAUUAGACAAGAUCAUUCUUAAAGUAAAGAUUCAAAUAGACGAAAACCAAAAGUUUCAAAUAAAACAAAUCAAAGUUGACCUCAUCAAGAACCACACAUAGAGAAAAAGUAAGAAAUUAAAACUUGCAUAAAGAAAGAUGUAUAAAUGUUAAACAAUCAUUAUAAAGUAUGUAUAUGCAGAAUAUAUUUAGCAGAGAAAAGAAUUCAAAUAUUAUAUUUUGUAGAUUUUUAGUAAAUUAGAAGUGAACGAUUACGAUGCCCAAUGUCAACACACACGCAUACAUACCCUAUGUCUACAAAAUAUUUAUCCCAAUUAUAUACAUGACCCAUACCCUUACAAAUGUAGCUCAGCUCUCUGUACCCAAGUUGAGAAUUAGAGUUGAAAUUGUUGAUUAAACAAAUGAGGAAAUGGAAAAGCUUUAAGAAAACCCAAUGAUUGGAUGGAACUUUUAUACACCGACAUAAAAGUUGAAUUAAAUUGCUCAAUGAGUUCUUAGGAGGGAGUUGGCUCAACAGACACAGUACAGUGCAUGGUAUGAACGGUUGAAAAGAAUUCAGUAUUAGCAAAAGCGAGUAUACAAUGGAAAUCAAAAUGUUAUUAACAAAGCACACCAAAAAUAAUACUUUAAAAAACUGCAUGUGUUGAUGAAGAAAUCAAAUUUCAAUGUUGUGAAAUUUGAACAAAUAAAAAACAAACGAGCAAAUUGUUUACUUCAAAAGUAUUUCUGCGCAUUUAAGCAAAAUCGUAAAACAAUGCUUCAUCAUUUCAACCUAUAAUGAGUCGAAGUUUUGCUAAGCAAUUAAAACAAACUAACGAAAAAAGAUUUCAAUAAACAGCAAAAACAAAUCAAGCAUGAAACUAAGAUCAAGAAUAAUAAAUUGUUAGAAAAAGCCAUGAAAGUGUAAACGCUAAUGGAUGUCAUGCAUUUUAAAAAGCAUAGCAAAAGCUAAACUAUUAUAUUACCAACAGAAGACAACACAGAAUUCAUUAAAUUGCGUACGUAAGUAUGUUUGUAUGUGCGUACAUGCAUAAUAUAAUAUAUUAUUAAAAUUAUUAUGUAUUUCAAGCAAAGAAUUGUGAAUUAGUAAUAAACAGAAACAAAAUGUCAAGCAAAAGUAAAUAAAAAUGUACAAUACAAAAAA